Vicugna pacos (alpaca) is the source of this 1193-nucleotide messenger RNA. RefSeq names its product olfactory receptor 5K1. NCBI's taxonomy places the organism in Eukaryota, Metazoa, Chordata, Mammalia, Artiodactyla, Camelidae. Gene Ontology annotation, cellular component: membrane. Gene Ontology annotation, biological process: G protein-coupled receptor signaling pathway. The record is from RefSeq and is a predicted model, not a curated record. Gene Ontology annotation, molecular function: olfactory receptor activity; G protein-coupled receptor activity.
UAACUAGCUUAAAAGUUAACAGCUCGAGGAGAUUGAUACUCCCCAGAAAUGAGCAUGUACCAAAAUCCAUGUGAGUUGUGAAAGCAUUAUGGAAGAUGCUCUUUGUCCUUCUGAGUCAGAGAACGCUCAGUAGUUGAACUGGGCAUAUUAUAAAGUACCUCAUUUCUCUACAAUUUUUUUCUCAACAGAGGAGUCAGGAAUGGCUAAAGAAAAUCAUACCACAAAAAAUGAGUUUAUACUCACAGGAUUUACAGACCAUCCAGAGCUGAAGACCAUUCUGUUUCUGGUGUUCUUUGCCAUCUACCUGAUCACCAUGGUGGGGAAUCUUAGCGUGGUGAUACUGAUUUCAAAAGAGCAUCGUCUUCACACACCAAUGUACAUCUUUCUGGGAAACCUUGCUCUUGUGGACUCUUGCUGUGCCUGUGCCAUUACUCCUAAGAUGUUAGCAAAUUUCUUUUCUGAAAACAGAAUGAUUUCCCUCUAUGAAUGCAUGGCACAAUUUUAUUUUCUUUGCACUGUUGAAACUGCAGACUGCUUUCUCCUGGCAGCAAUGGCCUAUGAUCGCUAUGUGGCCAUAUGUAACCCACUGCAGUACCACACAAUGAUGUCAAAGAAACUCUGCAUUCAGAUGACCUCAGGGGCCUAUAUAGCUGGAAACCUGCACUCCAUGAUCCAUGUAGGACUUUUAUUUAGGUUAGCUUUCUGUGGAUCUAAUCACAUCAACCACUUGUAUUGUGAUAUUCUCCCUUUAUACAGACUCUCUUGUGUUGACCCUUAUGUCAACGAACUGGUACUAUUUAUCUUUUCAGGCUCAAUUCAAGUCUUCACAAUUGGUAGUGUCUUAAUAUCUUAUCUCCACAUUCUCUUUACCAUUUUCAAAAUGAAAUCCAAACAGGGAAGGGUCAAAGCCUUUUCUACCUGUGCAUCUCACUUUUUGUCUGUUUCAUUAUUCUACGGAUCUCUUUUCUUCAUGUACAUUAGACCAAAUUUGCUUGAAGAAGGGGAUAAAGAUAUACCAGCUGCUAUUCUGUUUACAGAAGUAGUUCCCUUACUAAAUCCUUUCAUUUAUAGCCUAAGAAAUAAGGAAGUAAUAACUGUCUUGAGAAAAAUUCUGAAGGAAAAAAAAUCUCAAAAGAAUUUGAAACAAAUGACCCCUACUGUAGCUUAAUGAUUUAAAUGCAAAAAAAAAAAAA